Molecule: messenger RNA, 3343 nt
Organism: Scomber scombrus (Atlantic mackerel)
Lineage: Eukaryota; Metazoa; Chordata; Actinopteri; Scombriformes; Scombridae
Gene: ncapg
Product: non-SMC condensin I complex, subunit G
Exons: 21
Coding region: 2-3040 (1012 amino acids)
Biological process (GO): mitotic chromosome condensation
Cellular component (GO): condensin complex; cytoplasm; condensed chromosome
Source: RefSeq, a predicted model, not a curated record
GAUGACUGCGGACAACGAAAUAGACAUCAAGGAGGCGUUUCAGCGUGCUCAGAAAGGCCACAACAACAAGGCGAAGCUGGUGGCGAGUCUGAAGAGCCGCUACAACAAGCUUGAGGACAAGACACUGUUUCAUGAAGAGUUUGUCCACUACCUGAAGUACGCCAUGAUCGUGUACAAGCGGGAACCUACUGUUGAAAACGUCAUUGAAUUUGUUGGGAAGUUCGCCACAAGUUUCCAGUCUCCACCUAAAACAGAGGAAGAGGAACAGCAGCAGGAGGAGGAGGAGGAAGAAGAGGAGGAUCAUCCAUUUUUGAGUUUCAUCUUCAACUUCCUGUUGGAGUCUCAUAAAGCUAGUAGCCAUGCGGUGCGCUUCCGUGUGUGCCAGCUGAUCAACAAGUUACUGGGUAGCAUGGCAGAGAAUGCCCAGAUUGACGAUGACCUCUUCGAUCGCAUUCACCAAGCCAUGCUGGUCCGUGUGACCGACAAGUUCCCCAACGUGAGGAUUCAGGCUGCCUUGGCAAUGACUCGCCUACAGCAGCCAAUGGAUCCAGACUGCCCCACCAUUAAUGCCUACAUGUUGAUUCUGGAAAAUGAUAGUAAUGCUGAGGUGCGACGUGCCGUCCUCUCCUGCAUUGCCAUGUCCCCUCGCACCCUCCCCAAAGUACUCAAACGCACCCGCGACAUCAAAGAGAACGUCCGCAAGUUGGCCUUCCAGGUUUUGGCAGAGAAAGUCCACAUUAAAGCUCUAACCAUCGCCCAAAGAGUGAGUCUGCUGCAGCAGGCACUCCAUGACACGUCAGAAGCGGUGAAGGAAGUGGUUUGUUCUCGUCUGCUGCCGUCCUGGCUGCUUCGGCUGGAUGGUGACAUCAUAGAGCUGCUCCACAGGCUAGAUGUGGAGAACUGCUCCCAAACGGCUCUGGACACACUCAAAGCCAUAUUCAAAGGCACACCUACUGAUGAACUGCUGCAGAAAAGAGUACAGCUCGACAACAGGAAGCUGAUCCCAGCAGAGUCUCUGAGCUGUGAGAACGUGCUUUACUGGAGAGCUCUGUGUGAGUUCAUUAAAACCAAAGGGGACGAUGGUGAAGAAAUGCUGGAACAAGUGUUACCAGAUGCUGCCACAUAUGCCGACUAUCUCUAUGGAUAUCUGAAGGCCGUGCCUGUGCUGUCCGAGGAGCAGAGAGCUGACUUUAACCAGCUGGAGUUGGUCAUGACCAAAGAGUUCAUCUCGCAGCAGCUCAUCCAUCUCAUCGGCUGUCUGGACACCAACGAGGAGGGCGGCAGGAAGCGAGUACUGACUGUACUGCAGGAGAUGUUGGCUCUACCUCAGACUCCCUCCUCACUGGUCUCUUUGCUCACUGAAAAACUCAUCACCCUCAUCCCUGACGAUAACAGACGCAUACAGACUGUGGCAGAAAUCAUCUCUGAUGUGAGGGAGCCCAUCAUGGAAGCCUGUCAGCCGGUGGAUCAGGACGAGAGCCGCAGGCAGCAAGUCCAGCUAGCAGAGGUGAAGGUCCGUAUCUUGGAGGCUAAACAAGCCCUGGAGGACUGUAUCACAGCUCAGGAGUUCGGCCGUGCAGCGGAGCUAAAGGAAUCCAUCACAGAGCUGGAGAACCACAGGAACCAAGUCCUCCAGGAAAUUGCAGCAAGCAGUCAGCCAGCUGAUAAGGAGAUCCGCUCUGAGAAGAACGACCCAGAGACUCUUCUGAGAUGCUUAACAAUGUGCGCUGAACUGCUGAAGCAGAUGAACAUGAAGACUCGAAUUGGCCCAACAAUUAGCGCCUUAAUGUCCUCACUGAUCCUUCCAAGUAUCGCAAAUGCUCACCCUGCUGUUCGCAACAUGGCGGUAGUGUGUCUGGGAACGUGCACUCUGCACAGCAAGGAGCUGGCCAAAACCCACAUGGUCCUGCUGCUACAGAUUGCCCAGCUGGACGAGGUGAAGAUACGUAUCAGUGCUCUGCGGGCCAUCAUCGACCUGCUGCUGCUGUUCGGCUUCCAGCUGCUCUCUGAAACAGCUGCCACUCAGACAGUCCUGCCCUCCCAAUCACCAGAGCGGCAGGAUGAGGACGCUCCAGCGGCCGAGGAGAAGGGAGACAUACCAGAGGAUACAGCGCAGAGUAUAGUUGUGAUGCUGUCAGAGUUCCUGGACAGUGAGGUGUCUGACCUGCGUACAGAGACAGCAGAGGGCCUGGCAAAACUUAUGUAUACCGGCCGCAUGUCCAGUGCCAAGAUGCUGUCUCGCCUGGUGCUGCUGUGGUACAAUCCCGUCACUGAGGAUGACACCCGCCUACGACACUGCCUGGGUGUCUUCUUCCAGCUCUACGCCCGCGAGAGCAGGGUCCAUCAGGAAGUCGUGGAGGAGAGUUUCCUUCCGACUAUACGGACUCUGAUGAACGCUCCAGCCACCUCUCCACUAGCUGAGGUGGAUGUUAACAAUGUGGUUGAGCUGCUUGUGGAGCUGACCCGUUCAAGUGCGCUCAUGAAACCUUCAACCAACACAGAGGAGGUGUGUGUCCAUGACUACCUGGCGGUGCGUAUCUGUGGGGAGAUGUUAAAAGACCCUACAGCCCCCGAGGUGCGUCUCUACGCCAAGACUGUUGGCAACCUGGAGCUCAGCAGAGGCGAGACUGUAAGGAAAGACCUGCAGACACUGCUGCAGCAGCUUGUACAGGUGGUGAAGGACCGAGUGUGUCUACGUGCUCUGGAGAAGAUGAUUCACCAGCUUGUGGACUCUAGAGAGCAGGCCGAGCUCCUCAGCGCUACCGCACUUCAACCACUGGAUGUCAAUGCAGACGAGGCUGCAACAGACGAUCCAUCAAAAUCUGCCAAGAGACCCAAAAGAGGCCAGAGGAAAGUUUGCACAGCCAAAAGUGGCAGAAAGUCAAGCAGGAGGGCCGAGUCAUCAGAGGAGAGUGAUGGAGAAAAUGUUCCCGAGUCAGUUCCUGUGGUUCGCCCCUCACGGAGGGCAAAGACAACGGCUUUGGAGAAGACCAAGCUGGAUCUUAACACCCUCAUCAACCAGGAGGCCAACGUGUCGUAAAAAUCAGUUCAUUCAAGCUCGGCCAUGGAAAGAUAAAGCAAAAAUGGAAACUGAUUUUGCAGUUUAUUUUAACCAGUGUUCAAAUACUCAAAAUACAGUUCACUUUCAGUACUUUUUCUAAAGUGGAAAUAUUUACUGUACUUUAUCUUCUCACUUUUCUUUUUGUGUUUUCUUUUGAAUAAAAUUAACCUUUGAUAAAUGUUACAGACACUGAUGUGACUGCAAUAGCAUCAUCUGAAGUCUUUGUGUUUUCCUGUCUUGUCAAGUUUUGUCAUUUUAAUCAUAAAAAUAACAUUUGUAUCA